GGCAUGCAUCAGUAGCUUGCGGUACGGUAAACGAAAUACACGUGCGGUUCGAUUUUAAUCACGAACGACGUCAGUCGUUGCGGAUCGGGACAGAUCGUUCUCUCUGGCCGCGUUUUUUCAAGGAAAAAAUCUCGUCGUCUCUUUCUUAAAUUUGAAAAUAUGCAUUUUUAAAAAAUAAGGAAAAGUGAGAGGAAUGCAAAGGAAGAAAUGAAGGAUUCGUUAUUUUAAUGGUUAGUAGCAAUUUUAGGGAAAGGGAACGUUUUCGAAACGAGAUCGAGGAUGAAUUGGAGGAUUUUAGUCGUUGGAUUUUCGAUGAUGGUGGCGAUGAUGGUGGAUAUUUGUACGGCGAAUAACGAUACUUGGGACAAGAUUCGCGAGAAAAAGGCGAGGUUAGUGAAGAAAUUGAAGAAGGACUUCCGGAAGUUGAAGAAGCAGGAAGGAGCCGUGAAGUUGGUGGGCAGCGAGAACGGUGGACACGAAGGAAACGUGGAAAUACUUCACGACGGGAAAUGGGGCAGCGUGUGCGACGACGAAUGGGAUUACUUGGAGGCCAAUGUGGUUUGCAGGCAAUUAGGCUUCGACGGUGCAAUUAAACCGACAGCGAACAGUCACUUUGGCCAGGCAAGAAGAAGAUAUUGGAUGGACAACGUGUACUGCGACGGGAGCGAGGACGAGCUCUCGAAGUGUCGGUUCGACGGAUGGGGCGCUUCCGACUGCGAGGGCGGCGAGGCGGCCGGCGUAAUUUGCGCCCGCGACCAACAACAGGAAGCGGAGGAUGGGGCGAGGGAGCGGUCGAAGGCGAAGAGGAAGCCGGAGAAACGGAGGAUCAAGGAUAUACAUCAGCAGGGAGUGGCGAUAAGGCUGGCGGGGGGACGUGUCCACAGCGAAGGGAGAGUGGAGGUUAAGCUGGGGCAUUCAGAUUGGGGUGUCAUCUGCGGCGAUGGUUGGUCCCUGUUCGAGGCCGCGGUUGUUUGCCGGCAAUUGGGCCUUGGUUACGCCUCCGACGCCGUCCAGACCAACUUUUUCGGCGGCGAGAAGACGCCCAUGGCCAUCAGUGGCGUACAGUGUCGCGGGAACGAGAGCAAUCUGACCGAUUGUCUGCACGACAAGCUCCUCGAUUGUCCAGGUCCUGUAGAAAACGUGGGCAGCGUAGUGUGUCUUCGAGACAUGCCGGAUCUGGUGUUCGACCACAUAGAACUUAUGCGAACGGCCCAUCUCGAGGACAGACAGCUAUACUGGUUACAAUGCGCCAUGGAGGAGAACUGCGUCGCCUCGCAGGCGUAUAAAAUUCAAAAGGAAUCGGAAAAUUGGCACUUGGAGACCAGGAGGCUUCUACGAUUCACUGCGAGGAUCUUGAACGCAGGAACCGCAGACUUCCGGCCGUCGGUGCCAAAACACCUUUGGGAAUGGCACAUGUGCCAUAUGCAUUACCACUCGAUGGAGGUGUUCGCUACGUUCGACGUGUUGGACCUGAACGGGACGAGGCUCGCGGAGGGGCACAAAGCGUCCUUUUGCCUGGAGGACAAUCAAUGCCUGCCGGGUGUGGAGGCGAGGUACAAAUGCGCCAAUUACGGUGACCAAGGGAUUUCCGUGAAUUGUAGCGAUAUAUACAGGCACAACAUCGAUUGCCAGUGGGUGGACAUAUCGGAGCUUCGCCCUGGGGAAUACAUUUUCAAGGUCGGGGUGAAUCCUGAGCUCAAAGUGGGCGAGAUGUCGUUCGACAAUAACGCGGCAAUUUGCCGCCUUCUCUACACCGAAUCGUUCGCCACUGUGCACAGUUGCGUCAUGGGUCGUCCUUGACAUCCCCUACGUUACGUCAGGUCAUCAUAUAUAAGCGACGCCAUUUUGAAAGAGUGACAAACUCUCGAUACAAUAAUCUCGAU
Apis dorsata (giant honeybee) is the source of this 1883-nucleotide messenger RNA. RefSeq names its product lysyl oxidase homolog 3A-like. Gene Ontology annotation, biological process: peptidyl-lysine oxidation. The transcript is spliced from 8 exons. Gene Ontology annotation, cellular component: membrane. The coding region runs from base 280 to 1800 and encodes 506 amino acids. Lineage: Eukaryota; Metazoa; Arthropoda; Insecta; Hymenoptera; Apidae. The record is from RefSeq and is a predicted model, not a curated record. Gene Ontology annotation, molecular function: copper ion binding; protein-lysine 6-oxidase activity.